AGUCGCUGAGUGCCUGAGCCGGGAAGCAGUUGCUGUGGUACCUGCUGCUGCCCGAGCGGACGUAGAGCAUCGGACGCGGGCGCCGUGGCGCUGGGCAGGAGGGCGAAGCCAUGACGUCAGUCAGAGAAAAUAUUCUCUUUGGAAUGGGAAAUCCUCUGCUUGACAUCUCUGCUGUAGUGGACAAAGAUUUCCUUGAUAAGUAUUCUCUGAAACCAAAUGACCAAAUCUUGGCUGAAGACAAACACAAGGAACUGUUUGAUGAACUUGUGAAAAAAUUCAAAGUCGAAUAUCAUGCUGGUGGCUCUACCCAGAAUUCAAUUAAAGUGGCUCAGUGGAUGAUUCAACAGCCACACAAAGCAGCAACAUUUUUUGGAUGCAUUGGGAUAGAUAAAUUUGGGGAGAUCCUGAAGAGAAAAGCUGCUGAAGCCCAUGUGGAUGCUCAUUACUACGAGCAGAAUGAGCAGCCAACAGGAACUUGUGCUGCAUGCAUCACUGGUGACAACAGGUCCCUCAUAGCUAAUCUUGCUGCUGCCAAUUGUUAUAAAAAGGAAAAACAUCUUGAUCUGGAGAAAAACUGGAUGUUGGUAGAAAAAGCAAGAGUUUGUUAUAUAGCAGGCUUUUUUCUUACAGUUUCCCCAGAGUCAGUAUUAAAGGUGGCUCACCAUGCUUCUGAAAACAACAGGAUUUUCACUUUGAAUCUAUCUGCACCGUUUAUUAGCCAGUUCUACAAGGAAUCAUUGAUGAAAGUUAUGCCUUAUGUUGAUAUACUUUUUGGAAAUGAGACAACUUACCACAUCUGAGAGAAACCUGACAUGUGGGCAUACUUCAGCGAUCCUUAAUAGAGUGGCCCUCUUGCUUCCAAGUGUCUUGAAGCUGCCAGCCAGAUCUCUAACAUACGUCAGUACAGGAAAAGGCAAGAGAAGGAUUGUGAAAGCUGUCAUCUAUAGGUUUCUUCGACUUCAUUGUGGCCUUUGGAUGAGAAGGGCUGGUUAUAAGAAAAAAUUAUGGAAAAAGGCACCUGCAAGAAAAAAGCGAUUGAGGGAAUUUGUAUUCGGCAAUAAAACCCAGAGUAAACUCUUAAGAUAAAAUGACGACGUCCUUCUGGAAGAGGUGAAACUGGUAUGUCCAUGAUCCUUAUCAGAAGUGUCAUGAUCGAACAAACCUGAAAGUAUAGAUCAGAAGUUUCACUUGUUUCUCAGUUAUUGAAUAUGUAUCUUUGUGUACAUAUCUGCAAAAAUGGAUAAGUAAAAAUCUCGAUGUAAAUUGUAUCAAUGAAUAUGUAAACAUACAGUGACAACACUGAACUUAUAAAAGUUUUAAAACUUAAAAAAAAAGCUCAAAUUUGUAAAAGACAUGUAAAAAGAAGGUGGAAAAUGUAUUUAGAAUCAGGGAAUGAUGCUAAAAGUUUGGUAGAGACAAAAGAGAAAAGAAAGUCCCAAAAGUGGUUUAAGUUUGCAGCAGAUGCUGAUGAUAUCAAAACAAUCUUCACUUAAAAAAAAAAAAAAGACUCCAAAGUACAAGCAACAAAUGGAAAAAAUAGAUAAAUUAGACAUCAUCAAAAUUAACAAUUUUUGGGCAUCGAAGGACACUAACAAGAAUGUGAAAAGACAACUAGUGGAAUGGGAGUUAAUAUUUGCAAAUCAUAUAUCUGAUAAAGGAUUCAUAUUCAGAAUAUUUAACACAGUAACAACUCAACAAUAAGCAAACUAACAACAUAAUUCAAUAAUGAUCAAAGGAAUUUAAUAAACAUUUAUUCGAAGAAGAUAUACAGAUGGCCAGUAAACACAUGAAAAGAUGCUCAACAUAACCAUUCAAGAAGUGCAAAUCAAAACCAAAAUUAGAUACCACUUCACACCCAUCAGAAUGACAAUUGUUUUAAAAAAUGGAAAUUAACAAGUAUUGGUGAAGAUGUGGAGAAAUUGGAAACACUUGUGUAUUGCUGGUGGGAAUGUAAAAUGGGAAUGUAGAAGACAAUUUGGUGGUUCCUCAAAAUGUUAAACAUAGAAUUAUUACCAUAUGAUCUAGCAGUUCUACUUCUAGGUAUAUUACCCAAAAUAACUGAAAGCAGGGACUCAGAUAAUUGUACACCAAUGUCCAUAGCAGCAUUAUUCACAAUAGCUAAGAUAGAAGCAAAUCAAAUAUUCAUCAACAGAUGAAUAAACAAAAUUUCAUGUAUAUAUACAAUGGAGUAUUAUUUAGCCUUAAAUAAAAUUUUGAUACAUGCUACAACAUGAAUGAAUUUUGGAAAUACUAUGUUAAGUAAAAUAAGCCAGACACAUCAGACAAUUAUUGGAUUUUCUAAGAAGAAUUCCACUUACAAGAAGUAUCUAGAAUAGGCAAAUUCAUAGAGACACAUAGUAGGAUAGUGAUUACCUGGGAGUGGGGUGGGGAGGAAUGAGGCAUUAUUGUGUAAUAAGUACAGAGCUUCUGUUUGGGAUGAUGAAAAAGUUCUGGAAAUGGAUAGUGGUGAUAGUUGCGCCACACUGUGAAUGUAUUUAGUGCCAAUGAAUUGCAUACUUAAAAUGGAAAAUUUUAUCAUAUGUAUAGUUUACCACAAUUUUUUUGAAAAAGUUUUAUUCUACAAAUCAGUAAACUUAAAAGUUGGAUCACAGCUUAGCAUAGAUUAUUAAAGGAAUUAUUUUUCCCCACCUAGAAGAGGAAGUGGUAAAACUGUAAGCUGCUACGUGGCUGUAAGUCAUGGGGCAAGAAAAUCUUUUCUCUUUUGGUAUGAUUAUUGUUCAUUUGAAUUCGCUUCAAGAGGUAUUUAUAUAGUACCUAAGUACCUAUUAUGGCAGACCAAUAAGCAGUGGAUACAUAGUAUAUUUUAGAACAUCUGUCAUUACGUGGACUAUAGAAUAAUAAAGAUUGGCUAUAAGACAAUUAGAGGUAUUUGGUAUUUUAUUGAAGCAGUCUCAAAAGGUCUGUUGAUAAAUAAAUUGAUUUCUAGGGGUACGCCUCAGUGUUUACCCUGCCUUUGCUUAAGUAAACAGUGAUUUAGAUAAAGCUAUAUUUGCAUAUAAUUCAAAUGCAAAUAAUACAACACCUUAAUACAUACUAGGUAAGUUGAAGGUCAAAAUCAGAUUUUUUUAAAUGUUAGUAGACUCUAAAUAUCAGUUGAGUGAUGAAAUUUAAUAGGGAUAAUAAAAAUUAUAUCGUAUUUGAUUAUAAAAAGCAAGUAGAGUAAAAUGCUUUAUCCCUUUAAUCUCAUCAUCCAUUGUUUUUCUCCUUGAAUACUAUAGUGAUAAUGUUAUCUUCAGUUUUCCAGGAAAAAAGAGACAUUUUACUUCUAAAAUGUGACGAAGGAUAAAAUAUAGUUAUCAGAGAAUAUACGUAGGAUUCUUUAAUAUUUCCCCCCUCAAAAAAAUAAAGUAUACUGUGUUUAGUAUAAAUUUUUAAAAUGUCAAAACUCAGCUAAAAUCAAACACACUUGGCCCUUAUUUUCUACAUGUCACCUUCCUCUUGUCAGAGGAUUGUACAGUAGUAAUGAUGAUUUAAAACUUCUGAUAGCCUCAAUAUUUAAAAAAAAUAAUACCUUGUCCACAAAGAUUAUUUCUUCACAGGCAAUGAUCAAUGAUCCCUGUGAGACAAGAAAUAAAUAAGAUAAACCUGAUGAUUACCCCAGCUAACUCCUUGGAGAUAAUUUCCAGGCAACAGAAGAAAGGUAACUAAGGCCAAGCACAGUGGCUCACGCCUGUAAUACCAGCACUUUGGGAGGCUGAAGCGAGUGGAUCCUUUGAGGUCAGGAGUUCAAGACCAGCCUGGCCAACAUGGUGAAACCCCCUCUCUACUAAAAAUACAAAAAAGCCUGGCAGGGUGGUUGUGCGCCUGUAAUCCCAGCUACUCGGGUGGCUGAGGCAUGAGAAUUACUUGAACCUGGGAAGCAGAGGUUGCAGCGAGCCAAAAUUGCACCACUGCACUCCAGCCAGUGUGAUUGAGACUCUGUCUCAAAAAGAAAAAAGAAGGGUAUCUCAAGUAGACCCUUGCAGUCUCUUUUAAUGAGGAGUUGGAGCCGGAAGUUCAAGGAGUCUAAGACAGCUAGUGUUUGUAAGUUAAAAGUACCAGAGAAGAAAUAGCUGAAUAGAGGGAGAACACAGGACAUUUGCAGAAUCCCAACAAGUCUUCAGCUGAGUAUGAAUCAGUGCAUUUUUGUGAAGAAAUUAAGGAAGACCACAAAAAGAACCACCUAAAAAGAUUGUAGAAGACAAUCCUCAGUGCACACAUGAGGACCUAUAACCAUUCCUAUCCUACUAGUCAGAGUGGAUAACCUCGUAAUUCACGAGGCUUCAAGUAGAGUAUUAAAAGGAAUUUUGUCUCAUUAGCAGGUUAAAAUCAGCUCUAGACUAGAUGUUCUGGUCCCUCCUGUCAAUAUUAUUACAAUAUAUUUGACAACCUUUAUGAAAUGGACAAAUUUGUUAAAAGACACAAAGUACUAAAUCAUACUCAAGAAGAAAUAGAAAAAGUCUGUUUAGAUUAUUAAAGAAAUUGAAUUUGUAGUUAAAACCCUUGCUACAAAGAAACUUCAAAGGCUGAAUUGCUUCAGUGUUUAAUUCUUUUCUGUUUGUUUGUUUGUUUGUUUUGAGACAAGGUCUCACUCUCUCACCCAGGCUAUAAUACAAUGGCACAAUCAUGUCUCACUGCAAGCUCAAACUCCUGGGUUCAAAUGAUCCUCCUACCUCAACCUCCCGAGAAGCUAGGACGACAGGUGCAAACCACCACAGCUGGCUAAUUUUUAAUUUUUGUAGAGAGGAGGUCUCGUUUUGUUGCCCAGGCUGGUUUCAACCUCCUGCACUGAAGCGAGUCCUUCUACCUCAGCCUCCCAAAGUGCUGGGAUUACAAGCAUGAGCCACUGCACUUGGCAGUGUUGAAUUUUAACACAGAUUUCAGAAAGAUGUAGUACCAAUUGUAUACAAACUGUCCCAGAAAAUUGAAGAGGGAGAAAUAUACCUAUCUUAUUUCAUGAGGUCAGCAUUACCUUCAUACCAAAAACAAAGUAUUGCAAGAAAACUACAGACCAAUAUCCCUCAUAAACACAGAUGUAAAAAUUCUUCAAAUAAUUUUAGCACAUCAAACCGAACAAUAUAUUAAAAGAGUAAUUCAUCAUGACUAGGAGUGUAGAAUUGGUUUAGCAUUUUGAAAUCCAUCAAUGUAAUUAAAUAUGUUAAGACUAAAAAGAAAAAUCACAUGAUUAUCCUAAAAGCUUUUGAAAAAUCCAGACAUCUAUUUCUGUUAAAAGCCCUCGGAGGCUGGGCAUGGUGGCUCAUGCCUGCAAUCCCAAUAGGGAUUGGUGAGGGUCAGGAGUUUGAGACCAGCCUGGCCAACAUUGCAAAACCUCAUCUCUACUAAUAAUACACAAAAUAGCAGGGCAUGUUGGUGGGCACCUGUAAUUCCAGCUACUUGGGAGGCUGAGGCAGGAGAAUCGCUUGAACUGGGGAGGCAGAGGUUGCAGUGAGCCAAGAUCAUGCCACCACACGCCAGCCUGGGCAACAGGGUGAAACUGUGUCAAAAAAAAAAAAAAAACCCUUGGAAUAGUAGAAGCAUGAAAAAAUCCAGAUUUAGAAAGAAGGAAGUAAAACUGUCUCUAUUAUCAAAAGCAUGAUCAUCUUCAUACAAAAUCUGAUGUCAUCUUCAAAAAGCUAUUAGAACUGGCUGGGCAUAGUGCAUCACGCCUGUAAUCCCAGCACUUUGGGAGGCCGAGGCUGGUGGAUCAUUUGAGGUCAAGAGUUCUAGACCAGUGUGGCCAACAUGGCAAAACCGCGUCUCUACUAAAAAUACAAAAAUUAGCUGGGCAUGGUGGCACACGCCUGUAAUUCCAGCUACUUGGGAGGCUGAGGCAGGAGAACCCGGGAGGCUGACCUGAGGCAGGAGAACCCAGGAGGCGGAGGUUGCGAUGAGCCGAGAUCAUGCCACUGCACUCCAGUCUGGGCGACAGAGCAAGACUCUGUCUCAAAAAAAAAAAAAAAAAAAAAGCUAUUAGAACUAAGUGACGUAGCAAGAUUGUAGCAUACAGAAUAAAAAAUUUAAAUCUCAAAUGUAUUUUUCUAUAUUAGCAAGAAACAACCAGAAAUUUAAAAAUACGAUUUCCAAUACCAUCAAAAAGUAUAACAAAGUAUUUACUUUGGGAUAAACCAGACCAAAGAUGUAUACACUGAACACUACAAAACAUUGUUGAAAAAAUUUAAGAAGACCCAAAUGGGAGAUAUAUCAUGUUCAUAGAUUAGAAGACUCUGUAUUGUUAAAUAUAAAUUCUACUCAAAAUAAUCUAUAGUUUAGUGUAAUUCAGUCAGAAUUUCAGAAGUUUUUUUUAAAGUCAAGUUGAUUCUAAUAUUUAUAUGGAAAAGCACUGGACUAGAGUAGCCAAACCAACGUGGAUUUUAAAAACCAAAUCAGAAGACCUUUACAUGAUUUGAAGACUUAUUACAAAGCUACAGUAAUCCAGACAAUGUGGCAUUGGUGUAAUGAUAGACAAAUAGUCAAUGGAACAGAAGGGAACGUCCAGAAAUAGACCUAAAUUUAUUUUUCAACAAUGUUUCAGAGGCUUUUUCAUGGAGGAAGAAAACAGUCUUUUUGACAAGUCGUUCUGGAGCAAUUAAAUAUCCAUAUCUAAAAACGCAAACUUCAACCCACGUAACAAACAACUGCACGGCUAUUAGAAUGUCUGAAAGUGUGACCAUACCAAAUAUUGGUAAGGAUAUAUGGAGCAGCUAGAAUGUAAAAUGGUACAACUACUUUGGAGAAUGGUGUUCUUGUUUCUUACAAAGUUAAAUAUACAUCCUCCAAAUGACCUAGCUAUCCCACUCCUAGAUAUUCACCCAGGACAGAUGAAAGCAUCUGUCCAUGUAAAGACAUACACAGGUGUUUAUAGCAGCUUUAUUUGUAAUGGCCAAAGUCUGGAAAACAAACCAAACAUCCACAACUAGUAACUGGUUAAACAAAUUGUGAUAUUUCCAUAGAAUAGAAUACUACUCAACUAUAAAAGAAUUGUACUAUUGAUAAGAAAUGAACCAACAGCAUAGAAGAAUUUUAGAAUACCUAUGCUGAGUGUAAGAUACUGUAAAGUACAUUCUAUAUGAUUCUAUUUAUAUUCUAGAAAGUGCUAACAAAUUUAUGGUGAUGGCAGAUCCAUUGUUGUCUGGGGACAGGGUUAUGCUAUGAGGCAGUGAUCACAAACGGGCAUGAGGAAACUUUUAGGAGUAAUAGAUGUGUUCCCAUUGAGGUUGUGGUUGCAGUACUUUAUACAUACGUCAAGUUUUAUCUAAUUAAACACUUUUAGUUUGUGCAGAUAAUUGUAUGUCAGUUAUACCUCAGUAAAGCUAUUAAAAUGAAUAUAUACUUUGAUUCCAUUUAUAUGUUUAAAAGUAGGAAACAUUAUUCUAAAGCCAUUAAGUUCCAAAAAUACACUGCUAAAAUGAAGAAGUGCCAAUUUGUUAUUUUUUGAUCACCAUAUAUGAAACUUCUGUUAUUUCCAUGGAAGAUCCCCUUAUAUUUAAGUAGCAAUGUCAAGCCAGAGGAAGAGUGUUUUGAUAGUCCUGGGUUCUAAUCAUGACAACUAAAAAUUAUCAUAACCUACCAUUGAAUAAUGCUUUAAAGUUAAAAAGGGUAUUCACAAAAACCGUCAUUUAAUCUACAAGGCAAUUCCAUGUGUUUUUCUAAUGCAUGUAAAGUUUCAGCUUGGCUCAUGGAAUAUAUUCUCAAUUUUUGUUAGGUAAUGUUGGUAGUAGUUUUAGGAGUAUUGAUCAUGUUAUCUAUUAAGUUUCACUUCACUUUAACUUGCUUUGAUAACUCACACUCUUCAUUCAUUCCUGUUAAAACAUAAUGAAUAUAGUACCAAGUGCAUGAGGGAAAACUCACAGCUAUUGGGCUGCUCUCUGCUAUACCACCUUACUUCUGUUCCAACAAAGUUAUUUGCUUACAAAAGUUAAUUAUGUUUUUCCUAAACUUGGUGAAAUUUGUGUUCAUUAUUUAAUUAUUUAACAUUAUAUAUUCUGAUGAAAUAUGAAUGCAAGUAGAAUGAGAAUUAGUUUAAUGAGUUAAGGUUGGUUCCAAAACUAAAUACAUAUGAGUUAUUUUUAAUGUUGCUAUUGAAUUGGAUGUGGGCAUGAAAAGUAUAAAAGAUUAAAGGCAGUAAAAAGCUGUAAACAUCUGUAUUCAGGAGUGCUUCAUAGGUGUUUUUAUGUUUUCUCUCUGCUUUAAAGAAGUUGAAACUAGGCCAGGAACCAUAGCGCACACCUGUAAUCCUAGCACUUUGGGAGGUUGAAGUGGGAGGAUUGCUUGAGCAGAGGUGUUGGAAACCAGCCUGGGCAACAUAGUUGGACCCCAUCUCUCCAAUUAUUUUCUUAAAAUUAGCCAGGCAUGGUGGCACACACUUGUAUUCCCAGCUAUUCGGGAGGCUAAGGUGGGAGGAUCGCUUGCACCUGGGAGGUUGAGGCUGCAGUGAGCUACGAUCAUGCAACUGCACUCCGGUCUGGGUAACAGAGUAAGACCCUGUCUAAAAAUAAAAUUUUUAAGAAAGUAAAAUGAGAAUUCAUAAACUAUGAAUUCUAGAUGUGGUUCUACAAGAAAAACUCUAGAAUGUCAGUCUGUAGGCAUGCUCAAAGGUUUUGACCCUAUUUUUUUUUUUUUUUUUUUGAGACAGAGUCUUGCUCUUAUUGCCUAGGCUGGAGUGCAGUGGCACCAUCACAGCUCACUGCAACCUCCACUUCCCAGGUUCAAGCAAUUCUCGUGUCUCAGCUUCCCGAGUAGCUGAGACUACAGGCGUGCACAACCAUGCCUGGCUAAUUUUUGUAUUUUUAGUAGAGAUGGGGUUUUGCCAUGUUGGCCAGGCUGAUUUUGAACUCCUGGCCUCAAGUGAUUUUGAACUGCCCACCUCUGCCUCCCAAAGUGCUGAGAUUACAGGUGUGAGCCCCCCACCCAGCUGACCCUAUUUUAAAUAUUAGCAAAUGAUGUAUCUUUAUAUAUUAAAAUAAAAUGUUUAGAUUAUGAAAGCUAUUUUUUGUUCCCUUAAUUUAAUCAUCACUCUGAUUUAUUUAUCAACUACUAUUCCUUUUCCUCAUCUGUAAAUUGAGGGGAUUUGCAUAGAAAUACUAGAUAAUCUUUUAAAUUUUUUCUUAAAGCUUAAACAUGUUAUAAAACUGAUGAUUCAUUUUUUUUCCACAUUCUAAGAUUAAUACUGUUAGAUUUUAUUAUAAAUUAAUAAAGUUCCUCUUUUAACAUGUAAAA
Messenger RNA from Homo sapiens (human), 9216 nucleotides. It is a transcript of the gene ADK, whose product is annotated as adenosine kinase. The transcript is spliced from 8 exons. Gene Ontology annotation, cellular component: nucleus; cytoplasm; cytosol. The record is from RefSeq and is a predicted model, not a curated record. Gene Ontology annotation, molecular function: kinase activity; adenosine kinase activity; deoxyadenosine kinase activity. Gene Ontology annotation, biological process: toxic metabolite repair; GMP salvage; dAMP biosynthetic process. Lineage: Eukaryota; Metazoa; Chordata; Mammalia; Primates; Hominidae. Bases 111 to 800 code for a protein of 229 amino acids.